AUGCAAUUACUACAUCAAGCCAAGGAAAAUCAUCAGAAGAUCCAAAAUUUUGGUUUAAAAGAACACCCCUACAUCGUGCAGAAGUACUUUGGUCAAAUGGAAAAGCUUCAGGAUGAGAUAAUGAAGUACCUGGAAAACUGUCCUAAAGCAGCCCCAAAUCCCAGUGACGUAACAAUUUAUCCAAAAGAAGGCCCGUCAACAGGAACAACCCCUUCGUUGGACAUUCACCCUGCUGCAUCCACGACAGAAUCAAGGAAUGCAGUUCCCAGUACUGAAUCGUCAGUGGAACAAAGAGAUACAGGAACCAAUGAUCAGGCGAGACGUAUUCGCAUACAAAACGUUCGCUUUGACAUGCUGGAUCGUACCAUCUACACCAUCAACUCCGAAUUACUAGAAGAGAAACCCAAAAUUCGAUUGGAAUUUUUGCUGCAAAAAGUCAACAAAUUGUGGACAUCAAUAAUUGAGCUCAAUGAAGAAAUUGUAGCGGAAGGCACAGUAACAGACCAUCCCUACUUUACAGAGGAUACCUUCUGGACAAUGGAACAAAGAUUCCACGAGAAAGAGGGUGCAUCAGGUGAUCCAGUCCAGGAAAUAAAUGGAAAUUCAGCAGAGACAGAGUCUCUUCAUCGUGAAUUAGAUUUAUACAAAAAGUUAGUUUGCGAACUUGAAAAGGUAAACAAAUUACAAGAGAUGCGUUUAGAAGACAUAUCCGCAAAAAACCUAACCGUCAUUCCUGAAAAAACUACCUUGCCUUCACUUUAUAGCGAGAAAGCAAAAAAACAAGUAAACAAACAAUCGGCUGGUUUGUUUAUAAAAUCAAAUACUGAGGUGCAAUCGUCUGAUUUUAUGAAAGAGUUACGUAGUAAAAUCAACCCUUCGGCGUUGGAUAUUCAAAUAAGCAGUACAAAAGUGGCGAAAAGUGGCAUAAUAGUUACCUGUGAUGGAGAAAGUUCCAAAGAAAAAUUGAAGAAGAGUCUAGAGGAGUGUUUUGGUGGAAAUUUAACUGUAUCAGAUGCUAAUAAAUUAAAGCCACGCAUCUUAAUACGUUCCGUCGAUAAUGAGAUGGCUAAACUUCAGGAUGAUGAUUUCUUAAGUGAUUUGCGUACUAACAAUAAUAUACAAGGGGACUUGAAGGUUAUUAGGCGUAUUCAAGGCAAAUUUAACUACAAUUUUGUGAUAGAAACUGAUAUUACUACAAGGAAUAACAUAAUUAAGAAUGGUUUUGUUUACAUUGGAUGGCAAAAGUGCUUUUGUGAAGAUAAUAUAAUCAUUUCAAGAUGUUUUAAAUGUUCUCGACUAGGGCAUAUUGCAAAAAAUUGCUUAAAUGAUACUGUGUGUUGUCCGAUUUGCGCUGAUAUCCAUGAUUUAAAAGACUGUCCCAAAACUAUCAAAAAGUGCAUUAAUUGUGUUAACUAUAAUAAGAAAAACAAAACCCAGAUAUCUUGUGAUCAUGAAUCUAGAGACAGAAAUUGCCCAGUUCUAAAAUACCAGACUAGUUUAUUAAAAUCAAAAAUUGUUUAUGAAUAA
Molecule: messenger RNA, 1527 nt
Organism: Brassicogethes aeneus
Lineage: Eukaryota; Metazoa; Arthropoda; Insecta; Coleoptera; Nitidulidae
Source: the annotation of a GenBank genome assembly